AUGGCCAGUGAAGAUGUGACAGAACUCGGGCUCCAGAAGAGAGGAUGCUGUCUGGUGCUGGGGUACAUGUCCAAGGAAAAGUUCCGGAGGAUGAAUGAAGGUCAAGUGUACUCCUUCAGCCAGCAACCCCAGGACCAAGUGGUGGUGUCGGGACAGCCAGUGACGCUACUCUGUGCCAUCCCAGAGUAUGAUGGCUUUGUUCUCUGGAUCAAAGACGGCCUGGCCCUGGGGGUAGGCCGGGAUCUCUCACGUUACCCACAGUACCUAGUGGUAGGAAACCACUUGUCUGGGGAGCAUCACCUGAAAAUUCUUCGGGCAGAGCUGCAAGAUGAUGCUGUGUAUGAAUGCCAGGCCAUCCAAGCGGCCAUCCGGUCACGCCCAGCCCGCAUCACCGUUCUUGUGCCUCCUGACGAUCCAGUCAUCCUGGGAGGACCAGUGAUCAGUCUUCGUGCGGGAGACCCCCUCAACCUCACGUGCCAUGCUGACAAUGCCAAACCAGCUGCCUCUAUUAUCUGGAUGAGGAAAGGAGAGGUCAUGAAUGGGGCCACCUAUUCCAAGACCUUACUUCGGGACGGAAAACGGGAAAGCAUUGUGAGUACACUUUUUGUCUCACCUGCUGAUGUAGAAAACGGACAACACAUUGUGUGCCGAGCCACCAACAAAGCCAUCCCUGGGGGAAAGGAGACCUCUGUCACCAUUGACAUCCAGCAUCCACCCCUCGUCAAUCUGUCUGUGGAGCCACAGCCAGUGCUAGAUGGUAAUACUGUCAAAUUCCACUGCUCUGCAAAGGCUAACCCAGCAGUCACACAGUACAGGUGGGCCAAGAAGGGCCAAGUGAUCAAGGACGAAUCUGGGGAUUCCUACGAGACCACUGUGGACCACACAUACUUCUUCGAGCCCGUCUCCUGUGAGGUCACCAACGCAUUGGGCAGCACCAACAUCAGUCGCACAGUGGAUGUCUACUUUGGCCCUCGAAUGACCUCUGAGCCUCAGUCGCUGCUGGUGGACCUGGGCUCUGAUGCUGUCUUCAACUGUGCCUGGACAGGAAACCCAUCACUGACCAUCGUGUGGAUGAAGCGUGGCUCGGGGGUGGUCUUGAGCAACGAGAAUACUCUGACUCUGAAAACCGUCCGACAAGAAGAUGCUGGCAAAUACGUGUGCCGAGCUGUUGUUCCCCGAGUAGGGGCCGGGGAGAGAGAGGUUUCGCUGACCGUCAAUGGACCCCCCAUCAUCUCUAGCACCCAGACUCAGCAUGCCUUGCAUGGCGAGAAAGGGCAGAUCAAGUGUUUUAUCCGGAGCACCCCUCCACCAGACCGAAUUGCCUGGUCCUGGAAGGAGAACGUCCUAGAGUCGGGGACCUCAGGCCGCUACACGGUGGAGACCGUCAGCACUGAAGAAGGGGUCAUCUCCACACUGACCAUCAGCAACAUCGUUCGGGCCGACUUCCAGACCAUCUAUAAUUGCACGGCCUGGAAUAGCUUUGGCUCCGACACGGAGAUAAUACGACUCAAGGAGCAAGGUACGGAAAUGAAGUCGGGAGCUGGGCUGGAAGCAGAGUCCGUGCCAAUGUCUGUCAUCAUUGGGGUAGCAGUGGGAGCUGGUGUGGCCUUCCUUGUUCUCAUGGCAACCAUUGUGGCCUUCUGCUGUGCCCGUUCCCAGAGAAAUCUGAAAGGGGUUGUGUCGGCAAAGAAUGACAUCCGAGUGGAGAUCGUCCACAAGGAGCCUGCUGCAGGGAGAGAUGCUGAGGAGCAUCCCACCAUCAAGCAACUGAUGAUGGAUAGAGGGGAAUUCCAGCAGGACUCAGUUCUGAAGCAGCUGGAGGUCCUCAAGGAGGAGGAGAAGGAAUUUCAGAACCUAAAGGACCCCACCAAUGGCUACUACAGUGUCAACACCUUCAAGGAGCACCACUCCACUCCCACCAUCUCGCUGUCCAGCUGCCAGCCCGACCUUCGCCCUGCCGGAAAACAACGCGUCCCCACAGGCAUGUCCUUCACCAACAUCUACAGCACGCUGAGUGGCCAGAGUCGCCUCUACGACUAUGGGCAGAGGUUUGUGCUGGGCAUGGGCAGCUCCUCCAUCGAAUUGUGCGAGCGCGAGUUCCAGAGAGGCUCGCUCAGCGACAGCAGCUCCUUCCUGGACACGCAGUGUGACAGCAGCGUCAGCAGCAGCGGCAAGCAGGAUGGUUAUGUGCAGUUUGACAAGGCCAGCAAGGCCUCUGCCUCUUCUUCCCACCACUCUCAGUCCUCCUCCCAGAACUCGGACCCCAGCCGGCCCCUGCAGCGGAGGAUGCAGACUCACGUCUGA
Molecule: messenger RNA, 2304 nt
Organism: Gracilinanus agilis (Agile Gracile Mouse Opossum)
Lineage: Eukaryota; Metazoa; Chordata; Mammalia; Didelphimorphia; Didelphidae
Gene: KIRREL3
Product: kirre like nephrin family adhesion molecule 3
Exons: 17
Coding region: 1-2304 (767 amino acids)
Biological process (GO): cell-cell adhesion; synapse assembly
Cellular component (GO): cell-cell junction
Molecular function (GO): cell adhesion molecule binding
Source: RefSeq, a predicted model, not a curated record